Talaromyces marneffei is the source of this 1383-nucleotide messenger RNA. RefSeq lists its product as uncharacterized. Gene Ontology annotation, cellular component: cytosol; plasma membrane; cortical endoplasmic reticulum. Gene Ontology annotation, molecular function: phosphatidylinositol transfer activity. The record is from RefSeq and is a predicted model, not a curated record. The transcript has 2 exons. Bases 1 to 1383 code for a protein of 460 amino acids. Gene Ontology annotation, biological process: Golgi to plasma membrane protein transport; regulation of exocytosis. Lineage: Eukaryota; Fungi; Ascomycota; Eurotiomycetes; Eurotiales; Trichocomaceae.
AUGUCUUCCGAGAUCGCUGCUGAGCCUACCCCUCAGGCUGUUCCCGAGGCCACCGACAAGACCGUCGAGCCUACCACUGCUGCUGUCGACGUUCAGCCUACAGAACCCAAGGCGGAGGAACCAGUCGCAGCCCCUACAGACAAGCCAGCAGAAGCCGCUCCUACUGAACAGACCACAGCAGCCACCCCCGUUGCUGAGCAAAAGGACGAGACAACCGAGAAAAAGACGGAGGAGCCUCAAGCCCCUGCACAGCCAGAGUACUUGACAAAGAUACCCGGCCUCAGCAAAUUCUUCGAAGGUCUGCCCGAGAUCCUCAAGAAGACGGGUCACACGGAAAUGUGGGGAGUGCCUCUUAAAGACUCCAACGACAUCCCUACCGUCAACGUCCUGAUCAAAUUCCUACGUGCUAAUGAGGGCAAUGUCAAGCUGGCCGAACAACAACUCACCAAAGCUCUCGAAUGGCGAAAGGAGAUCAACCCCAUCGAAAUCGCCAACAAUGCCAAAUUUAGCGCAAAGAAGUUUGAGGGUCUAGGAUACAUCACAUCUUACGUUGACCCUAGCUAUGGAGAGACGAUCUUUACUUGGAACAUCUACGGUGGAGUCAAGGAUCUGCACGGCACAUUUGGUGAUUUGAAUGAAUUCAUCCGCUGGCGUACGGCUCUGAUGGAAAAAGGUGUACAGGAGCUCAAGUUGAACGAGGCGACCGACAUCAUCGAGUAUGAUGGCGAGGACCGCUACCAGAUGCUCCAGGUUCACGAUUACAAGGGUGUCUCCUUCCUCCGCCUAGACCCUACUGUCAAGGCUGCCUCCAAGAAGACGAUUGAGGUCUUCUCCACGGCCUACCCAGAAUUGUUGCGAGAGAAGUUCUUCAUCAACGUUCCUACUAUUAUGGGAUGGAUGUUUAGUGCCAUGAAGAUCUUCUUGAGCAAGAACACUAUCCGGAAGUUCCAUCCGAUCUCCAAUGGUGCCAACCUUGGUAGAGAGUUUUCAUUUGUCGAAGAGCUCCCCAAGUCGUACGGUGGACAAGGCGCCGAGCUCAAAGAUGCCGGCCGCACCGUUCCUCUUAUUGAUGAUGUUCCUGCUAGUGAGCCCGCCAAGCCAGCUACUGAAGCAGCCAAAGAGGUGGCCGCGGACAAAGCAGAACCCAAGGUUGAGCCCGAAGUCGCAGCUGCUCCAGUACCAGCAGCAACUGAAGCUCCCAAGGAAGAAGCCCCCAAGGAAGAAGCCUCCAAGGAGGAGGCACCCAAGGAGGAGGCACCCAAGGAGGAGGCACCCAAGGAGGAGGCACCCAAGGAAGAAGCCCCCAAGGAAGAAGCCCCCAAGGAAGAAACCGUUAAGACCGAAGAACCCGCUGCUGCACCAGCUGCCGAAGAAUCCAAGUAG